This is a messenger RNA of Knipowitschia caucasica, 2085 nucleotides long. The record is from the annotation of a GenBank genome assembly. Lineage: Eukaryota; Metazoa; Chordata; Actinopteri; Gobiiformes; Gobiidae.
AUGGAUGAGAUUGACCAAAACUUCAUCCGUCUGGAGAAAGUGGGCCGGGACUCCAGUUACGAGCAGGAGGGGAAGGUCCAGUUUGUGAUGGACGCGGUGUACUCCAUGGCCCACGCGCUGCACAACAUGCACCGGCAGCUCUGCGGCGGCGCGCCCGGCCUCUGCGCCCGCAUGGCCAACAUCGACGGGAAGGAGCUGCUGGCCCACAUACGAGCCGUCAACUUCAACGGGAGCGCCGGAACCCCGGUCAUUUUCAACGAGAACGGUGACGCUCCAGGACGUUAUGACAUCUUUCAAUAUCAGAUCAACAACUACUCAGUGGCAGAGUACAAGGUCAUCGGACACUGGACCAACCAGCUCUAUCUGAAUCUGGACAGCCUGCAGUGGGCCACGGGCGACUUCUCACUCCCGCCCUCCGUGUGCAGCCUGCCGUGUCACACCGGCGAGCGCAAGAAGGUGGUGAAAGGCGUCUCCUGCUGCUGGCACUGCGAGCGCUGCGAAGGCUACCACUACCAGUCCACCGAGUUCACCUGUGACUUGUGCCCGUACGAACAACGCCCCAACUACAACCGCACAGGCUGCCAGAACAUCCCCAUCAUCAAACUGGAAUGGGACUCCCCUUGGGCUCUUUUCCCGGUUUUUAUUUCAGUUUUGGGAAUAAUCGCCACCACUUUCGUCAUAGCCACUUUCAUACGCUUCAACAACACCCCCAUCGUGCGCGCCGCCGGACGAGAAAUGAGCUACGUCUUGCUAACCGGUAUAUUCCUUUGCUACAUCACGACGUUCCCGAUGAUCGCCGCUCCAGACGUGGUGGUGUGCUCGUUCCGACGGAUUUUCCUGGGACUCGGGAUGAGCAUCAGCUACGCGGCGCUGCUGACCAAAACAAACCGCAUCCACCGCAUUUUCGAGCAGGGCAAGAAGGCUGUAACUGCUCCCAAAUUCAUCUCGCCCGCGUCGCAGCUGGUUAUCACGUCCUCGCUGAUUUCCGUCCAGCUUUUCGGCAUCGUGGUGUGGUUCAGCGCCGACCCCCCGCAUACGUUCGUGGACUACGGCGAGCAGAGGACGCAGGAUCCGAGGAGCGCCCGCGGUGUGCUGAAAUGCGAUAUCUCGGACCUGUCUCUGAUCUGCUCCUUGGGCUACAGCAUCCUGCUCAUGGUCACGUGCACGGUUUACGCCAUCAAGACCAGAGGCGUUCCGGAGACGUUCAACGAAGCCAAGCCAAUUGGAUUUACCAUGUACACCACCUGCAUCAUCUGGCUGGCCUUCAUUCCCAUAUUUUUCGGCACGGCACAGUCGGCAGAACGGAUGUACAUCCAGACCGCCACCCUGACCGUGUCUCUCAGCCUGAGCGCCUCUGUGUCACUGGGAAUGCUCUACAUCCACAAAGUCUACAUCAUCAUCUUCCACCCGGAGCAGAACGUCCCCAAACGCAAACGCAGCUUCAAGGCCAUCGUCACCGUCGCCACCAUGACCAGCAAACUGUCCCAGCUGGCUGCGGAGCGCCCCAACGGAGAGGUGAAGACCGAGCUGAAAGAGUGCGAGGCGGUGGAGGCCAGCGUACCUUCAAGGCGUUACCUUCGCGGCGUUACCUUCGCGGCGUUACCUUCGCGGUGUUACCUUCGAGGCGUUACCUUCGCGGCGUUACCUUUGAGGCGCUACCUUCGAGGCGUUACCUUCGAGGCGUUACCUUCGAGGCGUUACCUUCGAGGCGUUACCAUCGAGGCGUUACCAUCGAGGCGUUACCAUCGAGGCGUUACCAUCGAGGCGUUACCUUCGAGGCGUUACCUUCGAGGCGUUACCAUCGAGGCGUUACCUUGGUGGCGUUACCAUCGAGGCGUUACCAUCGAGGCGUUACCAUCGAGGCGUUACCAUCGAGGCGUUACCAUCGAGGCGUUACCAUCGAGGCGUUACCAUCGAGGCGUUACCUUCGAGGCGUUACCUUCGAGGCGUUACCAUCGAGGCGUUACCAUCGAGGCGUUACCAUCGAGGCGUUACCAUCGAGGCGUUACCAUCGAGGCGUUACCAUCGAGGCGUUACCAUCGAGGCGUUACCAUCGAGGCGUUACCAUCGAGGCGUUACCUUUGA